Lacerta agilis (Sand lizard) is the source of this 1602-nucleotide messenger RNA. RefSeq names its product zinc finger protein 883-like. Lineage: Eukaryota; Metazoa; Chordata; Lepidosauria; Squamata; Lacertidae. The transcript has 5 exons. Gene Ontology annotation, molecular function: RNA polymerase II cis-regulatory region sequence-specific DNA binding; DNA-binding transcription factor activity. The record is from RefSeq and is a predicted model, not a curated record. Bases 1 to 1602 code for a protein of 533 amino acids. Gene Ontology annotation, biological process: regulation of transcription by RNA polymerase II.
AUGGGUCCGGAUUCCUCUGAGACAGAGAAGACUUCCUUAGACUCCAAAGAGAGGCCACUGGGAGACAGAACGAUGCCAGCAAGACCGGUUUGUCCAUCUUUUCUUGGUGGCGGAGGGGAAGCUGCCCCCGUGGAACCAGAGCAGGGCCCAGUGUGCUUUGAAGAUGUAGUUGUCCAUUUCACAGACGAGGAGUCCGUGUUGCUGGAUCCUGACCAGAGAGCUUUGUAUCAGGAGGUCAUGGAGGAGAAUCGUGGGAUGUUGAACUCUCUAGUUGCAGGUGGUGGUGAAUUGGACAUGAAGAACGAGGGAGACCAUGUCAAAAUCCACACAGUGAAGGAGCCAUAUCCGUAUUCAGAGUGCAGAGAGAGCUUCAGUCAGAGCUCCCAUUCCACUUCCCAUGAAAGAAAUACCAUCAGGAAGAAACGCUAUCACUGCUUAGAAUGUGGAAAGAACUUUAAUAAGAUCUCCCACCUCACUGUGCAUCACAGAAUUCAUACAGGGGAGAAACGCUAUCAGUGCACAGAAUGUGGAAAGAGCUUCAGUCACAGCUCCCAUCUCACUUCCCAUGAAAGGAUUCAUACAGGGGAGAAACCAUAUCAGUGUGUAGAAUGUGGAAAGAGCUUCAGUCACAGCUCCCAUCUCACUUGCCAUCAGAGAAUUCAUACAAGGGAGAAACCAUAUAAGUGCCUGGAAUGUGGAAAGAGCUUCAGUCACAGCUCCCAUCUCACUUGCCAUCAGAGAAUUCAUACAAGGGAGAAACCAUAUAAGUGCCUGGAAUGUGGAAAGAGCUUCAGUCAGGGCUCCCAUCUCUCUUACCACCAAAGAAUUCAUACAGGAGAGAAACCCUAUCAGUGCCUGGAAUGUGGAAAGAGCUUCACUCGAAAAGAGAGUUUCACUUCCCAUCAAAGAAUCCAUACAGGGGAGAAACCAUAUCAGUGCUUGGAAUGUGGAAAGAGCUUCACCUGCUUCAGUCUCACUGUCCAUCAAAGAAACCAUACAGGGGAGAAACCCUAUCCGUGCUUGGAAUGUGGAAAGAGCUUCAGUCGAAAGGACAGUUUCAUUUCCCAUCAAAGAAUUCAUACAGGAGAGAAACUUUAUCAGUGCUUGGAAUGUGGAAAGAGCUUCAGUCAGGGCUCCAAUCUCACUGCCCAUCAAAGAAUUCAUACAGGAGAGAAACCCUAUCAGUGCCUGGAAUGUGGAAAGAGCUUCAUUCAGAGCAUCCAUCUCACUUCCCAUCAAAGGAUUCAUACAGGAGAGAAACCCUAUCAGUGCUUGGAAUGUGGAAAGAGCUUCAUUCAGAGCAUCCAUCUCACUUCCCAUCAAAGGAUUCAUACAGGGGAGAAACCCUUUGAGUGCCAAGAGUGCGGCAAGAACUUUAGAAGAAAGGACAAAUUGACUUCCCAUCAAAGAAUUCAUACAGGGGAGAAACCCUAUCAGUGCAUGGAAUGUGGAAAGAGCUUCAGUCACAGCUUCCACCUCACUUCACAUCAAAGGAUUCAUACAGGGGAGAAUCCAUAUCAAUGCUUGGAAUGUGGAAAGAGCUUCAGUCGGAAGGACAAGCUGACUUCCCAUCAAAGAGUUCAUUCUGGGGAGAAACCAUAG